Messenger RNA from Chiloscyllium plagiosum (whitespotted bambooshark), 3224 nucleotides. It is a transcript of the gene slc25a42, whose product is annotated as solute carrier family 25 member 42. NCBI's taxonomy places the organism in Eukaryota, Metazoa, Chordata, Chondrichthyes, Orectolobiformes, Hemiscylliidae. Gene Ontology annotation, cellular component: mitochondrial inner membrane. Gene Ontology annotation, biological process: transmembrane transport. The record is from RefSeq and is a predicted model, not a curated record.
GUGGUUAGACUGAAUGGAGGAGUCCUGUGAUCUUUACACCAUCCUGUGACGGGGAUUGGUAUGGAGAAUGUUGCGAAGAAAACUCUUGACACUGCUCCCACUCAGGAUGUGAGAGGGAAGCGACAUAUCAUUAAUUCCCUCAUCUCGGGAGCAAUUGCUGGAGCUGUCGCAAAGACAGUGGUAGCACCGCUGGAUAGAACCAAAAUAAUAUUUCAAGUAUCUUCAAGAGGAUUCUCAGCCAAGGAAGUUGUGAAGCUGAUUUACCAAACCUACCGGAUGGAUGGUUUCUUCAGCCUCUGGCGGGGUAACUCUGCCACCAUGGUCCGAGUUGUUCCUUAUGCUGCACUUCAGUUCUGCUCUCAUGAACAGUACAAACAGAUUCUGGGAUUCUAUUGGGGGACUCAUGGAAGACCUUUGCCACCCCUCCCACGGCUGCUUGCUGGCUCAAUGGCUGGUAUUACAGCCACCACGCUGACAUAUCCACUAGACUUGGUGCGAGCACGAAUGGCCGUAACUCCAAAGGAAAUGUACAGUAAUAUUUUGCAUGUCUUCAUCCGGAUAACUCGAGAUGAAGGAAUCAAGACCUUGUACAGUGGAUUCACACCCACUAUCCUUGGGGUGAUUCCAUAUGCUGGGCUCAGCUUCUUCACUUACGAAACACUGAAGAAAUUACAUGCAGAGUUAACAGAGAGAGCCUAUCCAUACCCCCAUGAGCGGCUACUUUUUGGGGCAUGUGCUGGCUUAAUAGGCCAGUCAGCUUCCUACCCACUGGAUGUGGUACGACGACGGAUGCAGACGGCAGGAGUGCAGUGCCGCAAGUACACAAGCAUUUUAGAGACAAUGCGUCAGAUCAUUGUGGAAGAGGGUGGAAUUGGUGGCCUGUACAAAGGCCUGAGCAUGAAUUGGAUCAAGGGCCCUAUUGCCGUGGGGACCAGCUUCACUACCUUCGACCUCAUGCAGAUUCUCCUCCGGAAAAUUCAGGACUACGGUACCUUACAAAGGUAGUAACUACAAGUACGGGUGAUCUGUAACAUGACUUCUAAACGAAUGGAACAAAAUUGCAUCUCACUAAUAAGUGUCCAGGAUGGGAAUUGACAGUUGCUGGACAAGUAUUUACAAGCUGGAAUAAUAGUGUGACACAGAGGUUAAUCGUGCCAUAAUAGCAGUUGAAACUCUGGUGCCUCACAUUCUCUCUGAAGCUGUUUAAAUAAUUUAAUUAAAUAUUAAUUUUGUUGAUCUUUUUAAGUUGUCUGCUUUUCAACAUAAAGUUGAAAUGGGUCUACACUGCUCUGGAGUGCUGUCCAUGUCCCGUGUGGCUUCUUGUGUCAGUGUACAUGAAUAACGUUCCCUUCAGCAACAGAGAGAAUGCAACUGAGACACGCAUGUUGGAAUGUACCAAUCUUGUUCCCACAAUUAGCCCCUCCAUUGAAGAAUGUGGAGGCACAUGGUGGUGGGGGAAGCUCACAAGCUUCCUGAUUGGUGCCCAGCAGAAUCACUAAAUUGACAGACCAAGAGAGAGCAGGAGCAGGCUCAGGUGAACUGGAAUCCCCCCCUCCCACCCCACAUUCAGGUUGCCACAUGCAUCGGUACAGAAGGUCUGAAGUUAAGCUGCCUCACCUUUGGAGAUUAGUCGCUUGAGCAGAUCCACGGAUCAGGUUGUAUUGAGCUGAAACUGAUUCCUUUGGGAGAAUGUUAUACAGACAAAGUUUGGGUCAUAUUCACAAUCUGAGAGCUAUCCGGAUGAAAAUUGCUGGUUGGAAGUCCCCAGCUGCAUGUAUUCAGGUUUUAAAAUAAUCUCUCGUAAAAAUAUUCAGGUUCCCCCUAUGCUCUGAAAUUGUGACAUUACAUUAGAUGUUUUAACCCAUUACUGUUUGGAGUGGUCAUGUGCUAACUAGUAGCUGUUACUUUUUUAAAAUCUCUUUUGCGAAGGGGUCCCUUUUAGUUUUUGUUGCCAAGCCUUUAGUUGUCUCAUUUGAAAGAUUUGAAAUAUCUCAUAAAUAAGUAUUAACAUUUUUAUAAAGGGAGAGUUAUUAAUACAAGAUUUAGAUUUUGCAAAACACAGAAGCUCCUGAUCUCCACCUGAUUCCCUGUUUAGCUGGUCAGUAUCUCUGAGGUAGUGAUGUCCUUUUAAGGAAUAUACAUCUUCCCUUCCCAAACCCUGUGCUGUCCCUGUCCUGGGAGUAUUUGAUGGAAGUAUUGUAGAGGGAGCUUUACUUUAUAUUUAGCUCUAUGCUUUACCUGUCCUGAGAAUAUUUGGAGACACUGGGGAGCUUUACUCUUUAUAUAACUGAUCUACCUUGUCUGGAACUUCUUAGCUGAUAUAGAUGUCUGAAAUAGUUUGGUUCCUUACCUUGAUGAACACAAAAACUGAAAGCCAAAUUGAAGUUGAGCUCCUAGUUUGUAAGAACUCAGAUGAAGUGUAAAUUGGGAACUGGCACACAUUCAACUAUGUCCAAACAGACUAGAAAAGCUUAGAAAUCAGGGAGAGGUGUUUAUACCAAAAACAAAGAAAAUGAUUGCUCGCUCUUCCUAUAACAUAUUUCCAUUUUAAUUACAUUAUUAAAGGUGUGGUUUCAAAAGUGGUCUAGCAUAAACCUCCAGGGAGAAAGGGAUAUCUCCUGGAGGUCCCAGGAGAGAUGAAGAACUUUGGAGCAAAUUGAUUUUCUACCCUGCCCCUUUUCCCAUCCCACCCAUUGUGUCUUGACCACAGCCUUUUCAAAAAGAAUGUCUUCUGCCAUACCUCAGCCUACUUUAAAUAACGCUCUCUAGUCCAGCUCAUUCAAUAUUGUAGUUAUUCUAUUUUGUUAAAACCUUAUGAAAUUUAUAAUUUGUUUCUUAUAACAUUAUCCUGCUACUCCAGGUCACCACGCACAAUAGGGAAUGGACCUCAGCUAUAGGGGUUCAUUGAGAACUCUGGGGUUUUGUCCAUUUUAACCAAACAUACAAGUAUAAAUCACUGUGUCCAGCGGCUGUAGCACACUAGAUACCUGGUGUGGCUGUGCACAGUAUAUGAGGGGAGAAAAAGGAUGAUGGAAUGAAGGUCAACUCAGUCACAUUUGCCAUCCUUCACAGGCCGGAUUCCAAUAUGCACUGAGACCUGAUGUGGCCCUCGGAAUUGCCUUUUCUUGCAAGUGACUUUCAUUGAAAGAUGUUGAACUGUAGUCUGUUAUUUGAGUAAAUCUGUUAAUGAAAAAUAAAAUUAUUUAAGUUUUAAUGAAAGAAAA